Ceratotherium simum simum (southern white rhinoceros) is the source of this 5191-nucleotide messenger RNA. It is a transcript of the gene SCRIB, whose product is annotated as scribble planar cell polarity protein. Gene Ontology annotation, biological process: neurotransmitter receptor transport postsynaptic membrane to endosome; establishment or maintenance of epithelial cell apical/basal polarity; neurotransmitter receptor transport, endosome to postsynaptic membrane. The record is from RefSeq and is a predicted model, not a curated record. Gene Ontology annotation, molecular function: protein kinase binding. Gene Ontology annotation, cellular component: postsynaptic membrane; adherens junction; postsynaptic density. Lineage: Eukaryota; Metazoa; Chordata; Mammalia; Perissodactyla; Rhinocerotidae.
GCCCGCGCCCGCCCGCACCAUGCUCAAGUGCAUCCCGCUGUGGCGCUGCAACCGGCACGUGGAGUCGGUGGACAAGCGGCACUGCUCACUGCAGGCCGUGCCCGAGGAGAUCUACCGCUACAGCCGCAGCCUGGAGGAGCUGCUUCUCGACGCCAACCAGCUGCGCGAGCUGCCCAAGCCUUUUUUUCGGCUGCUGAACUUGCGCAAGCUGGGCCUGAGUGACAACGAGAUCCAGCGGUUGCCCCCCGAGGUGGCCAACUUCAUGCAGCUGGUGGAGCUGGAUGUAUCCAGGAACGACAUUCCUGAGAUCCCCGAGAGCAUCAAGUUCUGCAAGGCCUUGGAGAUCGCGGACUUCAGCGGGAACCCCUUGUCCAGGCUCCCUGAAGGCUUCACUCAGCUGCGCAGCCUGGCUCACUUGGCUCUGAAUGACGUGUCCUUGCAGGCGCUGCCCGGGGACGUGGGCAACCUGGCCAAUUUGGUGACCUUGGAGCUUCGGGAGAACCUGCUCAAGUCCCUGCCUGCGUCCUUGUCUUUUCUGGUCAAGCUGGAACAGCUGGAUCUGGGAGGCAAUGAUCUGGAAGUGCUGCCUGAUACCCUGGGGGCUCUGCCCAAUCUGCGAGAGCUGUGGCUGGACCGGAACCAGCUGUCGGCACUGCCCCCAGAGCUCGGGAACUUGCGGCGCCUGGUGUGCCUAGAUGUGUCGGAGAACCGGCUAGAGGAGCUGCCCGCGGAGCUCGGCGGGCUGGUGCUGCUCACCGACCUGCUGCUCUCCCAGAACUUGCUGCAGCGGCUUCCUGACGGCAUUGGUCAGUUGAAGCAGCUGUCCAUCCUGAAGGUGGAUCAGAACCGCCUGUGUGAGGUGACCGAGGCCAUCGGGGACUGUGAGAACCUGUCUGAGCUGAUCCUCACGGAAAACCUGCUGACGGCCUUGCCCCACUCGCUGGGGAAGCUGAGCAAGCUGACCAACCUCAAUGUGGACCGGAACCGCCUGGAGGUACUGCCACCUGAGAUUGGAGGCUGUGUAGCGCUCAGUGUGCUAUCCUUGAGGGACAACCGCCUGGCUGUCCUACCACCUGAGCUCGCCCACACAGCCGAGCUGCAUGUGCUGGAUGUGGCAGGGAACCGGCUGCAGAGUCUGCCGUUCGCACUCACCCAUCUCAACCUCAAGGCCCUGUGGCUGGCUGAGAACCAGGCACAGCCCAUGCUCCGGUUCCAGACCGAGGACGACGCCCAGACUGGUGAGAAGGUGCUCACCUGCUACCUGCUGCCGCAGCAGCCCCUGCCCAGCCUCGAUGACCCAGGGCAGCGAAGCAGCCCUUCAGAGAGUUGGAGCGACGCCCCGCUCAGCCGUGUCAGCGUCAUCCAGUUCUUGGAGGCCCCCUUGGGUGACGAGGAUGCCGAGGAGGCCACUGCCGAGAAGCGGGGCCUGCAGCGUCGGGCCACACCUCAUCCCAGUGAGCUCAAGGUGAUGAAGAGAGGUGUUGAAGAGCGUCGGAGCGAGCCGUACUGCUGCGGGCCAGAUCCCAGACCACCCUCGCCCUUGGAAGAGGAAAAGAGGCUGAGUGCCGUGUCUGGUCUGAGUGAGGGCUCGCACCUGUCCACCAGCACGGCCUCCCAGGGUGAGCCUGAGGUCCUGCUGGCCGAGGCAGAGGGACUAAGCCAGCAGGAAGCUGCACCGGCUGCCCAGGAGGAGGCUGCAGAGGAGGCCUACGAGGAGCCCACAGUGCGCUUCGCAGAGGACACGCUGUUGCUGCCAGGGGAAGAUGGCGAGAAUGAGGAAGGGCAGUUGGAGGCUCCCUGGUCCCUGCCUGGUGGGAGACAGCGGCUCAUCCGGAAGGAUACACCGCACUACAAGAAGCACUUCAAGAUCUCCAAGCUGCCCCAGCCCGAGGCCGUCGUGGCUCUGUUGCAGGGGACGCAGCCUGACGGCGAGGGCCCUGCUGGGCCUGGGGCUUGGCACAAUGGCCCCCACACACCCUGGGCUCCUCGGGCCGAGGAGGAGGAGGAGGCCAAGGAGGAGGAGGUGGAGGAAGAGGCUGGAGAGGAGGAAGAAGAGGAGGUGGCGGUGGCAGCCGAGGCCGUGGAAGAAAAGGAAGAGGCCGUGGCCUCUGUGCCGUCUGUCAAGGGGGUGUCGUUUGACCAGGCCAAUAACCUGCUGAUAGAGCCCGCUCGCAUUGAGGAAGAAGAGCUGAUGGUCACCAUCGUGCGGCAGACGGGGGGCCUGGGCAUCAGCAUCGCAGGUGGCAAGGGCUCCACCCCCUACAAGGGAGACGACGAGGGCAUAUUCAUCUCUCGGGUGUCCGAGGAGGGCCCUGCAGCCCGGGCAGGAGUCCGUGUGGGCGACAAGCUCCUCGAGGUGAAUGGUGUGGCCUUGCAGAAUGCCGAGCACCACCAGGCCGUGGAGGCGCUGCGGGGCGCAGGCACAACCGUGCAGAUGCGGCUGUGGCGGGAGCGCAUGGUGGAGCCCGAGAACGCCGUCACUGUCACGCCUCUGCGGCCCGAGGACGACUACAACCCCCGGGAGCGGUGGGGAGGUGGCCUGCGCCUGCCCCUACUCCAGCCCGAGACCCCCGGGCCCCUCCGCCAGCGCCACGUGGCUUGCCUCGUGCGCAGCGAGAAGGGGUUGGGCUUCAGCAUCGCUGGCGGGAAAGGCUCCACACCCUACCGGGCUGGUGACGGGGGCAUCUUCAUCUCUCGCAUCGCUGAGGGGGGUGCUGCCCACCGGGCAGGCACUCUGCAGGUCGGCGACCGUGUUCUCUCGAUCAACGGGGUGGACAUGACCGAGGCCAGGCACGACCAUGCUGUCUCCUUGUUGACUGCCGCCUCCCCAACCAUUGCCCUGCUGUUGGAGCGGGAGGCUGGAGGGCCCCUUCCCCCCAGUCCCCCACCACACUCCCCCCCGCCCACCGUUGCUGCCACCACCACUGUGGUCACUGCCACCCCUGGGGAGCCUGGGCCACUGAGGCUGGCCCCCAGCCUGCUGGCCGCUGCCUUGGAGGGGCCGUACCCAGUGGAGGAGAUCUGCCUGCCGAGAGCUGGAGGCCCACUGGGGCUUAGCAUCGUCGGAGGCUCUGACCACUCCAGCCACCCGUUUGGUGUCCAGGAGCCUGGGGUGUUCAUCUCCAAGGUGCUCCCACGGGGCCUGGCUGCGCGCAGCGGCCUGCGGGUCGGUGACCGCAUCCUGGCGGUGAACGGGCAGGAUGUGAGGGAGGCCACGCACCAGGAUGCGGUCAGCGCCCUUCUCCGGCCUUGCCUGGAGCUGGUCCUGCUCGUGCGGAGGGACCCACCGCCCCCGGGCAUGCGGGAACUCUGUAUCCAGAAGGCUCCUGGGGAGAAGCUCGGCAUCAGCAUCCGCGGGGGUGCCAAAGGCCAUGCAGGGAACCCCUGCGAUCCCACAGAUGAGGGCAUCUUCAUUUCCAAGGUGAGCCCCACGGGAGCGGCAGGGCGUGAUGGCCGGCUGCGAGUGGGGCUGCGGCUACUAGAGGUGAACCAGCAGAGCCUGCUGGGCCUGACUCACGGUGAGGCCGUGCAGCUGCUGCGCAGUGUGGGCGACAACCUCACCGUGCUCGUCUGCGACGGCUUCGAUACCAGCAUCACCACACCCCCCGAGGUGUCCCCGGGCAUCAUUGCCAACCCCUUUGCGGCAGGCAUCGGCCGCCGGAACAGCCUGGAAAGCAUCUCCUCCAUUGACCGGGAGCUGAGCCCUGAGAGCCCCGCCAAGGAGAAGGAGCUGCCUGGACAGGCCUUGCAUUGGGGGCCGGAGGCCACAGGUCGGAGCCCAGAGAGCCUGAAGCUGGACUACCGCGCUCUGGCCGCCAUGCCUGGCAGUGUGCAGAGGGUACCAUCUGGGAUGACAGGAGGGAAGAUGGCCGAGGCUCCUCGAUCCCCCAGCUGCCAGCAGCCCCCCUCCCCCCCCUCCCCUGACGAGCUGCCCACCAGUGUGAAGCAGGCCUACAGGACCUUCGCUGCCGUGCCCGGCCCGCACCCGGCCCAGGACGCCCCUGCCCAGUCCCCUGCACCUGGGCUGGCCGCCUCCCCGGAGCAGCUGACCUUCCGCGAGCGGCAGAAGUACUUUGAGCUGGAGGUGCGGGUGCCCCAGGCUGAGGGCCGCCCCAAGCGCGUGUCACUGGUGGGUGCUGACGACCUGCGGAAGAUGCAGGAGGAGGAAGCCCGAAAGCUGCAGCAGAAGAGGGCACAGAUGCUGCAGGAGGCUGCGGACGCAGGGCUCACCCUGGACUCCCUGGACGGGGAGGCCCCCGAUGACGAUGAGCCAGAGGAGGAACCGCCCUGGGCGGGCCCAGGCCCUGCCACGGGGCUCGGCCCUGCGUCCCCUGCACCCCUGGGAGGCAGUGCCCCGGUGCGGACGGCCAAAGCUGAGCGGCGCCAUCAGGAGCGGCUGCGCGUGCAGAGCCCCGAGCUCCCCAUGCCCGAGCGGGCCCUGUCCCCAGCCGAGCGCCGUGCCCUGGAGGCCGAGAAGCGCGCACUAUGGAGGGCGGCCAGGAUGAAGUCCCUGGAGCAGGAUGCCCUCCGUGCACAGAUGGUCCUCAGCAAGUCCCAGGAGGGCCGGAGCAAGCGUGGGCCCCUGGAGCGGCUCGCUGAAGCCCCCUCGCCCGCGCCUACUCCAUCACCCACCCCUUUGGAAGAUCUUGGCCCCCAGACCAGCACCUCCCCUGGACGCCUGGCCUUGUCUGGGAGGAAGUUUGACUACAGGGUGUUUGCAGCCCUGCCUUCUUCCAGACCUGUCUAUGACAUGCAGUCCCCAGAUUUUGCUGAGGAGCUGAGGUCCUUGGAACCAUCUCCCAGCCCCGGCCUGCAGGAGGAGGACGGAGAGGUGGCCAUGGUGCUGCUGGGCAGGCCCUCACCAGGCGCCCUGGGCCCCGAGGAGGUGACACUGUGCAGCAGCCGCCGCCCCAUGCGGCCAGGGCGCCGCGGCCUGGGCCCGGUCCCCUCCUAGAGGGCUGGGGUACCUCCCCCCGACUUGGGGUGGGGGCCCUGCCAGCUCCACCGCCAUCCUCGCCCCGAGUCUUUUAACCUGGGUGUUAGCGUUUUAAAGAGACCCCUCAGGAGUUCUGGCCGCCAACUAACUGCCGCUCCCCAGCCGGGACCUCUUGGCAAGACUGUAACUAGUGACGUUUGUACAACCAAAGACUCUAUUUUGUGGUUUAAGGAGAAUAAAAUUGACUACGUUUUA